This is a messenger RNA of Echinops telfairi (small Madagascar hedgehog), 1371 nucleotides long. It is a transcript of the gene P4HTM, whose product is annotated as prolyl 4-hydroxylase, transmembrane. Gene Ontology annotation, cellular component: endoplasmic reticulum. NCBI's taxonomy places the organism in Eukaryota, Metazoa, Chordata, Mammalia, Afrosoricida, Tenrecidae. Gene Ontology annotation, molecular function: calcium ion binding; L-ascorbic acid binding; procollagen-proline 4-dioxygenase activity. The transcript has 8 exons. The annotation marks the transcript as partial. Gene Ontology annotation, biological process: peptidyl-proline hydroxylation to 4-hydroxy-L-proline. The record is from RefSeq and is a predicted model, not a curated record.
CUUUUCCCGCAGGUGGGGCACGAGCGCAAAGUCCAGCUGGUGGCCGACAGGGACCACUUGAUCCGAACCCUCAGCCUCAAGCCGCUGCUCUUCGAAACCCCCGGCUUCCUGACCGAUGAGGAAUGCCGGCUCAUCAUCCACCUGGCACAGAUGAAGGGCUUGCAGCGCAGUCAGAUCCUGCCCACCGAGGAGUACGAGGAGGCGAUGGGCACCAUGCAGCUCAGCCAGCUGGACCUCUUCCGACUGCUGGACCAGAACCGUGAUGGCCGCCUGCAGCUCCGAGAGGUCCUGGCUCAGACUCGCCUGGGAAAUGGCCGGUGGAUGACCCCAGAGAGCAUUCAGGAGAUGUACUCUGCGAUCAAGGCCGACCCUGACGGGGAUGGAGUGUUGAGUCUGCAGGAGUUCUCCAGCAUGGACCUUCGGGACUUCCACAAGUACAUGAGGAGCCACAAGGUGGAGACCAGCGAGCUGGUACGGAAUAGCCAUCACACGUGGCUCUACCAGGGUGAGGGUGCCCACCACGUCAUGCGUGCCAUCCGACAGAGGGUGCUUCGUCUCACCCGCCUGUCUCCGGAGAUCGUGGAGCUUAGCGAGCCUCUGCAGGUGGUGCGGUACGGCGAGGGAGGCCAUUACCAUGCCCACGUGGACAGCGGGCCCGUGUACCCGGAGACCAUCUGCUCUCACACCAAGGUGGUGGCCAACGAGUCUGUGCCCUUUGAGACCUCCUGCCGCUACAUGACGGUGCUGUUUUAUUUGAACAACGUCACCGGCGGGGGUGAGACCGUCUUCCCUGUAGCCGACAACAGGACCUACGAUGAGAUGAGCCUGAUUCAGGGUGGUGUUGACCUCCGGGACACCCGGAGGCACUGCGAUAAGGGAAACCUGCGUGUGCAGCCGCAGCAGGGCACGGCAGUCUUUUGGUACAACUACCUGCCUGAUGGGCAAGGCUGGGUGGGUGACGUGGAUGAGUACUCGCUGCACGGAGGCUGCCUGGUCACACGAGGCACCAAGUGGAUCGCCAACAACUGGAUCAACGUUGACCCUAGCCGGGCGCGGCAGGCACUUUACCAGCAGGAAAUGGCACGUCUGGCCCGUGAAGGUGGCGCUGACUCGCAGCCCGAGUGGGCCCUGGACCGAGCCUACGGCGAUGCCCGCGUGGAGCUCUGAGGGGAGAGUCGCCGGGGCCCCUGGGGAGUCACCGCUUGAGGUCGGGCCCCGCUGUACCCCUGCCCUGCUGCAGACCAAAGGCAUGGCUGCUGUCUUUCCCCAAGCCGGCCUCCAGCUGUGCUAGGCGAGCAACGCCUCCCGUUAUUUAUUGUGUACAGACCCAUGCUGCUCCAAUCAUGUCCAAUAAAAACCACUGGGCUUCGA